This is a messenger RNA of Oncorhynchus keta (chum salmon), 1309 nucleotides long. Its product is annotated as zinc finger protein 706-like. NCBI's taxonomy places the organism in Eukaryota, Metazoa, Chordata, Actinopteri, Salmoniformes, Salmonidae. The coding region runs from base 177 to 413 and encodes 78 amino acids. The transcript has 3 exons. The record is from RefSeq and is a predicted model, not a curated record.
AGGUGGCGGCAUGCACCUAUAAGAUGUGUUUGCGGACCGCCAUAAUACCAAAGAAGAAGAAGUAGCUAGCUUGGCUAACCACAUCAGCUGUGUGCCACAUUUUCGUGAAGCUUUUGAACAGCGUUGCCAUCCAGACCUUUUUUUGUUGUUGCCAAGACUGAGCUCUAGGACCAGACAUGGCACGUGGUCAUCAAAAAGUCCAGUCUCAGCAGAAGAAUGCCAAGAAACAAGCGGAGGCCAAGAAGGCCAAGGGACAUGAUCAGAAGACGGCCGCAAAGGCAGCUUUAGUGCACACCUGUGGUGUCUGCCUGUCACAGAUGCCGGACCCCAAAACCUUCAAGCAGCAUUUUGAGAGUAAACACCCCAAAUCACCGAUGCCCCCAGAGCUGGUGGAUGUUGACUCUGGCAUCUGAACCGGACUCCCACUGAAGACCCCAGCUAUGUUCCUUGUUUAAGGCAAACUGUCAAUGCUGAAAACAAACCCAUCUCUGUUAUCCACACCCUCAAACAGACAACAAACCCCUCUCUCUCACCCACACCCUCAAACAGACAACAAACCCCUCUCUCUUAUCCACACCCUCAAACAGACAACAAACCCCUCUCUCUCACCCACACCCUCAAACAGACAACAAACCCCUCUCUUAUCCACACCCUCAAACAGACAACAAACCCCUCUCUCACCCACACCCUCAAACAGACAACAAACCCCUCUCUCUCAUCCACACCCUCAAACAGACAACAAACCCCUCUCUCUCUCAUCCACACCCUCAAACAGAAAACAAACCCCUCUCUCUCUUAUCCACACCCUCAAACAGACAACAAACCCCUCUCUCUCAUCCACACCCUCAAACAGACAACAAACCCCUCUCUCUCUCAUCCACACCCUCAAACAGAAAACAAACCCCUCUUGUUAAAUGCUUAUGUCUCUUUUGUUGAUCUUUCAUCCUAGUUUCCAGUUUCUCCCUGUGGAUUACCUAGAAAUAGACACAAUCUCUUUCAUUGUUUCCUUUUAGUUUAUAAUUGAAUGUUGGGUAGAAUGGAGCAGAUGUCCAUUCCCAGCUGUGAGAGGUUGAAGAUGGUCCCUGAUCUGGUGUUAGGUCUGUAGCAUCCUUCUCUUCUAGCUCUAAUCAAUGCUUUGUUUUUGGCUGAUCAAACCCAUCAUUUUUGACAGCGUUGAUCCAAGCUGAAACAUGUUGUGACUUGUUUUCUAAUUCACAUCAAACUCCUCAGCAUAAUUUGUACACUUGGAAAAUGCAUUCAUGCCCCAAUGAUGUAAUAUAACAUUCAAUAAAGUUGGCCUUGUUUAGUA